Ilex paraguariensis (yerba mate) is the source of this 645-nucleotide messenger RNA. The record is from the annotation of a GenBank genome assembly. Lineage: Eukaryota; Viridiplantae; Streptophyta; Magnoliopsida; Aquifoliales; Aquifoliaceae.
UAGUUAUUAGUCGCUGAAACCAUGGCUUCCUCCAAUUUAAUGGCUUCUUUGGCUGUAAUUCUGGUUCUACUAGCAGUUAUUGCAAAAGCAGAUGAUCAUAUAUCUCCUGCUCCCUCUCCUAUCAGUGACAGCCUAUGCAAUGAAGUGGAGUGUGGGAAAGGAACUUGCAAGACAGCAAUUGGGUCUCCGUUUAACUUCGUAUGUGAAUGCGACGCUGGCUGGAAGCGAACCCGUCUUGACAACGAAGAAAAUCUUCAGUUUCUUCCUUGCAUAGUUCCAAACUGUAGUCUUGACUACUCCUGCAUGCCAGCUGCCCCUCCAGCGCCCUCCGUUCCAAACAACUCAUCAUUCUUCGAUUCUUGCAACUGGAUCUAUUGUGGAGAAGGUUCAUGCAAAAAGAAUGCCACAUAUACACAUACAUGCCAAUGCAACCCGGGUUAUCAAAAUCUUAUGAAUAUCAGUUUCUACCCUUGCUACAGUGAAUGUGCAAUUGGAUCUGAUUGCGCAAGGCUUGGAAUCGAGGUAUCUAAGUCAUCAUCACCCUCACCUUCUGAUGGGAAUAGUCAAGCCACCUCUUUUCUCCCAGGAAGAUUCCAUUGGAUAAGCAUCACACUGAUCUCUAUGGUUAUGGCCUUGUGGAAGUAA